Messenger RNA from Melanotaenia boesemani (Boeseman's rainbowfish), 2381 nucleotides. Its product is annotated as multiple inositol polyphosphate phosphatase 1-like. The record is from RefSeq and is a predicted model, not a curated record. The coding region runs from base 55 to 1437 and encodes 460 amino acids. Gene Ontology annotation, molecular function: acid phosphatase activity; inositol phosphate phosphatase activity. The transcript is spliced from 5 exons. Lineage: Eukaryota; Metazoa; Chordata; Actinopteri; Atheriniformes; Melanotaeniidae.
ACAACGUCACUCAGUUCUGGGUCUGCGCACGGCCUUGUAGCCAAACUAGAAAUCAUGCCGAUCAUUUUAUGGAAAAUAAUUUUUAUUUACUUCAUCACUACCAUAGGAGUGUCUAGGUGUUUUUGCGACAUAAUAAUACCAGAAGAAAAUCCAAAGAUACCAUCUAUUGCCAAAUAUUUCUGCACGAAAGGGAGGUAUGAAGAAGUGAACCCGUAUCUCAUAGAGGACAUACUUGCUGUCAACAGAUCUAUUUUACAGCCUCCGUCAAAGCAAUGUCGCGAAAUCCAUCUAACAGCCAUAAUAAGGCAUGGGACAAGAUUCCCGACGGCUAAAAACGUCAAGAAGAUGCAGAAGCUUUACGACCUGGUUAUGACCAGCGCCUCUGCCAAACACAGCUGGCUGCACGAGAUCCAGACACAGUGGACGAUGUGGUACACUGAGGACAUGGACGGCCGACUUGUCCAGAAAGGUGUGGACGACCUCAAGCAUCUGGCCAUCAGGCUGUCAAAGUUGUUCCCCUCAAUGAUCUCAGAGAAGAAGCUUCGAGGUGGAUUCAUCAAGUUCAUAACCAGCUCCAAGCACAGAUGUGUGAACAGCACAUUGUCCUUCAAGGCAGGACUGACAGAACUCUGGGACAUUAAAGAUGUGGAGUUUGACCAUGCAGUGAAUGAUGCUCUCAUGAGGUUCUUUGAUCUAUGCACCAAGUUUUUGGUGGAGGUUGAUAACAACUCGACAGCUUUGACAGAGGUGGACAAGUUCAAGCAGGGCCCAGAGAUGAAGAGGGUCCAGCAGAAGAUCGCAGAUCGUCUCGGAGUCCCAUACAAUCUCAUCUCGGAUGAUAUGGCGGAAGCUGCGUUCUACAUGUGUGCUUAUGAGUUUGCCAUCAAGACAGUAAACUCACCGUGGUGCCAGCUCUUUGAUGUGGUUGAUGCACAGGUUAUGGAGUAUUCAAUAGAUCUGAAGCAAUUCUGGAAAAGAAGUUAUGGAUAUGAUAUUAACAGCAAGUCAAGCUGCAUCCUGUUCCAUGAUUUGUUCAGCCGUCUGGACAAGGCAGUUUCUGAAAACAUGUCAGGCCAGCAAGUGACUGAAGCUGUGACAGUGCAGGUUGGUCAUGCAGAGACCCUCCUCCCGCUUCUUACCCUCCUGGGCUUCUUCAAAGACAGCAGCACCCUGACAUCAACCAAUUAUGCCUCACAGACCCAACGUUCUUUCCGUACCAGCAGCAUGCUGCCCUAUGCAGCUAACUUGGUCCUGGUGUUGUAUGACUGUGGGGGAGGCGACCUUAGACUGCAACCUCUGCUCAACGAGAAGCCGAUGACUUUCCUAGACCAGCAGGACUCCAUACCCCGUUAUCAAGAUGUUAGAGAGCAUUACAAGGAUCUACUGAAUGGGUGUGACUUUGAGUCUGAAUGCCAGCUAUUCAAUAAGCCUAGGUAGGCAGACAGAGUCAAUUCACAGAAAAAAAAAAAUAUAUAUAUAUAUAUAUACAUAUAUACAGUAUAUAUACAGUAUAUAUACAGUCAGUUCCAUAUAUAUUUGGAUGCAGACACAAGUUUUGUUAUUUUAACUCUUUACCAAAACAUAUUUAAGAUACAGAUUUCUAAUCAGUAUGGGCUUUAAGUUCUGUUUCUCAGCUUUAAUUUGAUGAUAUUCACAUCCAGUGAGGGGGAAAAGUUUAGGAAUUACAACUCUUUAAAUUUAAAUUUAAAAUAUAGCUGCCCUAUUUUCAAGGGACCAAAGGUAAUUAACUUUAAAGUUAACUCUAAGCCUGUUUCAUAGGCUUCAUAGGCUAUUCUCUCACGAAUCCAUCAUCAAUCAAGCAGGUAAAAGGUCUGGAGUUGAUUCCAGGUGAAGCAUUUUCAUUUGUAAUCUGUUGCUGUGGACCCACAACAUGCAGUCAAAGGAGUUCUUACUGGAUGUGAAACAGAUCAUCCAUAAGCUGGAAAAAGGAAAAAAAUCCAUCAGAGUGGUAGUAGAAAUGUUAGGAGUGACUAAAACAACAGUUUGGUACAUUCUGAGAUAAAAAAAAAAGUGUACUGGUAAGCUUGGGAACACAGAAAGGCCUGGAUGUCCAUGGGAGACAACAGAGGUGGAUCUUUGCAGGAUCCUUUUCAUAGUGAUGAAAAACCCCUUUACAACAUCCAGCCAAGAACACUCUUCAAGAAGAAGGUAUAUCAGUAUUUAAGUCUACCAUGAAGAGAAGACUUAUACAGUGGAUUCACUAUAAGAUGUAAACUAUUAUUCAGUCUUAAGAAUAAAAUUCCAGCUUACCCUUUACCCAAACCUAUAAAAGCUGGCUCACUCCUGGAACAGCAUUCUUUGGACAGAUCAAACUAAGAUCAACCUAAGAAAGUAUGGUGAAGGCUUGAAGUGGCUCAUAA